This is a messenger RNA of Myotis daubentonii (Daubenton's bat), 3161 nucleotides long. It is a transcript of the gene SMTN, whose product is annotated as smoothelin. Gene Ontology annotation, molecular function: protein binding. The record is from RefSeq and is a predicted model, not a curated record. NCBI's taxonomy places the organism in Eukaryota, Metazoa, Chordata, Mammalia, Chiroptera, Vespertilionidae.
UGGACAGACAGCCCAGCCAGAGUCCGGAGGACGGUUGCGGAGCGGGCCUGGGAUCCCAGGCGUCACGCCUUCUGCCUGACACAUUCCUAGUCCGUCUGUCGGAUCCUGAACCACCUACCCUGACCUGAGCCCGCGCGCGGCUGGCGAGCCGGACUGAGAGAAUUCCCUGAGCUGGUGUUAGGUGCCACAGGCACUGAGGAUCUCACCAGGAGGGGACGCACGGAGCUAGGGGCCAGCAAGAUGGCGGACGAGGCCUUAGCUGGGCUGGAUGAGGGCGCCCUGCGGAAGCUGUUGGAGGUCACCGUGGAUCUAGCAGAGCGGCGGCGCAUCCGCUCGGCCAUCCGGGAGCUGCAGCGGCAGGAGCUAGAGCGAGAGGAGGAGGCCCUGGCAUCCAAACGCUUCCGUGUUGAGCGGCAGGACAACAAGGAGAACUGGCUGCACUCUCAGCAGCGAGAGGCCGAGCAGCGGGCUGCUCUGGCGCAGCUGGCAGGGCGGCUGGAGUCCAUGAACGAUGUGGAGGAGCUGACCGCGCUGCUGCGAGGGGCCGGCGAGUAUGAGGAACGCAAGCUGAUCCGGGCUGCCAUCCGCCGAGUCCGGGCCCAGGAGAUCGAAGCGGCCACCUUGGCUGGGAGGUUGUGCGGUGGGCGUUCCAACAGUGGCUCAAGAGAGGACAGCAAGGGGCAGGCCGCACAGAGGCUGGAGCGGUGUGAGGCGCCAGAGCCAGAGGGACGGGAGCAGCGGGCAGAGGUCCCAGAGCCACCCCCCGAAGUCACCAGUCGGGAUGUGACCACCGUGACGCUCCUGCUGCAGGUGCCCCCUGGGAGCACAUCCAGCUCCCCUGCCUCACCUGACAAUUCCCCCCCCGCCGCCUCUCCUGAGCCUCCGCCUGCGCCUGCCGAGACCCAGGGCCCUGCCGUUGAGGCUCCGCAUAGCCCUGAGCCACCCCCCAGCCCACCCAGGGCCGCCAGCCCACCCACGGCCGCCAGCCCUGAGCCCCAGGAGACUGCAGCCCCCCACAGCACUGAGAGACAGGAGGUCAGCGAGCUCCUGCCUGGCCCCACAGAGCCCCCUGCGGCCCAAGGCCCCACCAAAGGCCCUUCCAGCACCAAGAGAGCAGCUGGACCCCACCCCAGCCAACGCUCCGUGCUCAGCCCCCGCCAGCCGGCCCAGAACCGAGAGCCCACCCCUCUUGCCAGUGGACCUCCCUCAUUCCAGCGGGCCGGCUCCGUGCGGGACCGCAUGCGCAAGUUCACGUCUGAUUCUCCUAUGGCGCAGGAUGGCCCACCUCGGGCAGCCCUAGGUCCCUCGACCCCCGCAAGGCUCCCCGGCUCCUCCCACGUCAGCACCACCCCUGCCUCCUCCUCCAGCCGCUCCUCCGCACGGAGCUCCAGUGAUACCUCCUCCCGGUUCAGCAAAGAGCAGCGAGGAACAGCCCAGUCCCUGGCCCAGCUUCAGAGCUGCCCCCAGGAGGAGGGCCCCAGAGGGCGGGGCUUGGCUGCCAGGCCCCUUGAAAAUGGAGCAGGGGGGGCCGGGGCCUGCUCAGAGGAGCCCGGUGCCCUGCUGCCCGUGGCUGUCGGCACUGCCGAGCCAGGGGCCAACAUGAAGACGACAUUCACCAUUGAGAUCAAGGAUGGCCGUGGCCAGACCCCCACAGGCCGGGUGCUGCUGCCCACAGGCAGCCAGAGGGCAGAACUGACGCUGGGGCUGCGGGCACCCCCCACCCUUCUCAGCACCAGCAGUGGGGGCAAGAGUACCAUCACCCACAUCAGCGGCCCUGGGACACCGGCCCGGCUGGGCACUGUCACUCACGUCACCAGCUUCAGCCAUGCCUCUCCCGGUGGGCAAGGAGGCCACAGCAUUAAGAUGGAACCAAAGCCAGCAGAGCCCCCCUCUGCUGCAGUGGAAGUGGCCAAUGGCACUGAGCAGACCCAAGUGGACAAAACACCAGAGAGGCGGAGCCCACUGAGCACCGAGGAGCUGAUGGCCAUUGAGGAUGAGGACAUCCUGGACAAGAUGCUGGAUCAGACGGCGGACUUCCAGGAGCGGAAGCUCAUUCGGGCUGCGCUACGUGAGCUCCGACAAAAGAAGAGAGACCAGAGGGACAAGGAGCGGGAACGGCGGCUGCAGGAGGCGCGGGCCAGGCCAGCGGAGGCCCGGGGCAACGUGGCCACCGAGACCACCACGCGGCACAGCCAUCGGGCAGCCGACGGCUCAGCUGUCAGCACUGUCACCAAGACCGAGCGGCUCGUCCACUCCAAUGAUGGCACACGGACAGCCCGCACCACCACGGUGGAGUCGAGUUUCGUGAGGCGCUCGGAGAAUGGUGGUGGCAGCACCGUGGUACAAACCAAGACCUUUUCCUCCUCGUCAUCCAAGAAGAUGGGCAGUAUCUUCGACCGUGAGGACGAGACCAGCCCGCGAACCAGCAGCCUGGCUGCGCUGGAGAAACGCCAGGCCGAGAAGAAGAAAGAGCUGAUGAAGGCGCAGAGCCUCCCCAAGACCUCUGCCUCCCAGGCGCGCAAGGCCAUGAUUGAGAAGCUGGAAAAGGAGGGCGCUGCGGGCAGCCCUGGCGGACCCCGUGCGGCGGUACAGCGCUCCACCAGCUUUGGGGUGCCCAACGCCAACAGCAUCAAGCAGAUGUUGCUGGACUGGUGCCGAGCUAAGACGCGAGGCUACGAGCACGUGGACAUCCAGAACUUCUCCUCGAGCUGGAGCGACGGCAUGGCCUUCUGCGCACUGGUGCACAACUUCUUCCCCGAGGCCUUUGACUACGGGCAGCUCAGCCCGCAGAACCGGCGCCAGAACUUUGAGGUGGCCUUCUCCUCCGCCGAGAUGCUGGUAGACUGCGUGCCCCUGGUGGAGGUGGAAGACAUGAUGAUCAUGGGCAAGAAGCCCGACCCCAAGUGCGUCUUCACCUAUGUCCAGUCGCUCUACAACCACCUGCGGCGCCACGAGCUGCGCCUGCGCGGCAAGAAUGUCUAGCCUCCCGCCCGCACGGCCUGGGCCCGUCCCGCCCGCGGCCCGGCCAGCCGCCCCCACCGUCCAGGCACCCUCCCUCCCCGCCCCGUGCGCCUGCCGCCUGCCCACCGCUGCCUGGUCUGUCGCCACCCCCUCCCCGGCAUACACAAGCAGCGUUUUGAUAAAUUAUUGAUUUUCAAGGA